AUGUCAACGUGGAACCCAAACGGACAAUCUUUGAUACAAUUGGUGAAUGUUUUGGUGGAUUCUCUAUCCCCAUCACAUGAAAGAAGAUCAAAUGCUAUGGAGGUUUUGGAGUCUUUUAAAUUUCAGCCGGAAUUUUUAAACUACCUGUGCUAUAUUUUGGUGGAAGCGGAAAAUGACACUCAGUUGUGCAGAAAUUUAGCUCCAAUUGAUCUACAAAAUUGUAGAGCGGCUGCGGGUAUGUAUUUAAAAAAUUCGAUUUUACAAGACUCGAAGGAAUACAAUCUGGAUUACGUGAAGCACAACAUCAUCCAAGGCCUUUUUUCCCCAAUUAGUUUGAUAUCGAACAUCACCGGCAUCGUUAUUACGACGCUGUUUUCCACGUACUAUAGACAAAACAGAAGUGAUUGUAACGGAAUACAGAUGAUUUCGCAAUUACUUGAAUUGGCAUCACAGGGCAAUGAAGCAAGCAUAAAAGCUCUUUCUAAAAUUAUGGAAGAUAAUGCACAGUUCUUUCAGUUGGAGUGGUCAAACUCUAUAAAACCCAUGGAAUUUUUGGUCAACAAUCUUUUGAGUUUAAUGACGUAUGAGGGUAGUGCAGUUAUUCGAGCAGAAGCUAUCAAGUGUAUUAACACAAUUAUUCCGUUACAGGCUCAGAGUUUUGUUGUUAGAGCGGAUGAAUUUUUGUCUAAUUUAUUUGGCUUGGCUCAACAUGACGAGGAUAGACUUGUACGCAUUCAAUUAUGUAUUUCGCUGGUCAAUUUGUUAGAGUUUCGCCCUGAUAAACUUUUAGAUCACUUGAAUGGUAUCGUACAAUUUGUUCUACAUAUAAUGAACACUGUAACUGAUGAAAGCUUGACCCUCGAGGCAGGAGAAUUUCUAUUGGCGUUUGCUUCCAAUUCACACAUACCAGAAAAUGUGAUCAAGCCUUUCAUAAACGAUAUAAUUCCUCUUCUCUUGUCCAAAAUGGUUUAUAACGAAGAGGAUGUAAUGAUAUUUGAAGCGUCAAAUGAGAAUGAUGCUGAUUUAGAGGACAAAGAUGAGGAUAUAAGGCCCGUUUCUGCGAAACUUAGUAAGAAAAGGGAUGAUGGAAAUCUUGAUGACGAUGAAGAUGAGGAUGAUGGAGAUGUGGAUACUCAAUGGAACUUACGUAAAUGUUCUGCCGCGACAUUGGAUGUUUUGACUAGCAUUUUGCCCCGUGAUGUGCUGUCGGCAGCGUUUCCUUUUUUGCGUGAACAUCUAUCUGCAAAUCAGUGGUUUAUUCGUGAGGCCACUAUAUUAGCACUAGGAGCAAUGGCCGAAGGUGGUAUGAAAUAUUUCACUGAACAACUUCCAACUUUAAUACCGUUUUUAGUCGAAGAAUUGAAAGAUGAGUGGGCCCCUGUUAGAACUAUUACAUGUUGGGCUCUAGCAAGGUUCGCACCCUGGAUAUUACAAGAUAAUACGCAAUUUUUGAUUCCUGUUAUCGAACCCAUCAUGAAUGCUUUAAUGGAUAAAAAGAAGAGCGUCCAAGAGGCUGCAAUUAGUAGUGUUGCCGUCUUUAUUGAGACCUGCGAUUCAGAGAUCGUGGAGACAUUGCUUUACAAUGAAUUACUUGCGAAAUUCAAUCAAUGCUUCCAGUUCUAUCAGAAAAAGAAUCUCAUUAUUCUUUACGAUGCAGUUGGUAGACUGGCUGAAAAAUGUGAAUUCGAUGAAACAGCUAUGGAACUCAUCUUGCCCCAUCUAAUCGGCAAGUGGACCUCGUUAGCUGACAAUGACAAGGAGCUAUGGCCUCUUUUGGAGUGUUUGUCGUACAUUGCCGCUUCAUUGGGAGAAAAAUUCUUACCGAUGGCUCCUGAUGUUUAUUCAAGGGCUUGGAGGAUUCUAUGCCAAUGCGUUGAAUUGGAGGAAGCCUCACAGUCAAAUCCAAACAUAGAAGUUCCGGAGAAAGAUUUUAUGAUCACCUCAUUGGACUUAAUCGAUGGUUUGGUUCAAGGUUUGGGUUCUAAUAGUCAAGAGCUACUUUUUCCAAAGGGCAAUACGAGCAUGUUCCAUGUAAUGUUAAUUUGCCUCCGCGAUUCUUUACACGAAGUAAGGCAGAGCUGCUUUGCUCUUUUAGGUGAUAUUGCCUAUUUCUUUCAACCCCAGCUAAUAGCUACUCAUUUGGUCGAUUUCUUGAGAUACAUCAGUAACGAGAUCCUUCACAAUGACGAUAAUGAAGCUGCACCUUCACUUAAUAACGCCAUCUGGUCACUGGGAUUAAUAAGCGAAAAAAUCGACUUAGCCGAAUACAUUAUUGAUCUUUCCCGAAUUGUGCUGGAUGCAUUUACGGACACUACAAAAGUUAUUCAAACUUCCAUCAUGGAAAACUUGGCGGUGACCAUCGGUAGAAUGGCUCAUUUCCAUCCUGAGAUAUUCACGUCAGGUGCUUUUGCUACAGAUUCCAAUUGGUCCAGAUGGUGUGAACACGCUGCAAACUUAAGCGAUCCAGAAGAAAAAGCAGCUGCUUAUGGUGGCUUUCUUAAGAUAAUGAAUUUAACAGACACAUCCAUCCCGAUGUCUUCAUCGACAAUACACAAAUUUAUUCAAGGCAUAUCCAGGGACGUUGAAAUUAUACCAUUUUUGGAUGAUUUGCGUGCCUUCUUGAUGAGCCAAUCAUCCACCGUGCAGAACUUGAAGCUGUCUGAGGAAGAAAUAUUUUUUCUUCAACAAAUGUCGUGA
This is a messenger RNA of Lachancea fermentati, 2697 nucleotides long. Lineage: Eukaryota; Fungi; Ascomycota; Saccharomycetes; Saccharomycetales; Saccharomycetaceae. The record is from the annotation of a GenBank genome assembly.